Molecule: messenger RNA, 902 nt
Organism: Galeopterus variegatus (Sunda flying lemur)
Lineage: Eukaryota; Metazoa; Chordata; Mammalia; Dermoptera; Cynocephalidae
Gene: DOCK5
Product: dedicator of cytokinesis 5
Exons: 7
Coding region: 81-902 (273 amino acids)
Biological process (GO): small GTPase-mediated signal transduction; cell migration
Cellular component (GO): plasma membrane; cytoplasm
Molecular function (GO): guanyl-nucleotide exchange factor activity; small GTPase binding
Source: RefSeq, a predicted model, not a curated record
UUUUUACAGAGAAGUACUUGCAGGAGCACCCUGAAGACCAGGAGAAGGUUGAGCUGCUGAAGCGACUGAUAGCAUUGCAGAUGCCUCUGCUGACGGAGGGGAUCCGCAUCCACGGGGAGAAGCUGACGGAACAGCUCAAGCCGCUGCAUGCCCGCUUGUCCACUUGCUUCCGGGAACUCAAGGAGAAAGUGGAAAAGCUCUAUGGGGUCAUAACACUGCCACCCACCUUGACUGAGAGGAAGCAAAGCCGUACGGGGUCUAUCAUGCUACCCUACAUCAUGUCUUCCACGCUGCGGAGGCUGUCUGUCACCUCGGUCACUUCGUCUGUGGCUUCCACCUCUUCCAACUCAUCCGAUAAUGCUCCCUCCAGACCAGGAUCAGAUGGGUCCAUCCUGGAGCCACUUUUGGAGCGCAGGGCCUCGUCAGGUGCCAGAGUUGAAGAUCUGCCCCUCAAAGAGGACAGUGAGAACCGGAUCAGCAAGUUCAAAAGAAAAGACUGGAGUCUGAGCAAGUCCCAGGUCAUUGCAGAGAAAGCUCCAGAACCUGAUCUGAUGAGCCCAACCAGAAGAGCACAGAGGCCGAAGAGUCUCCAGCUGGUGGACAACCGGCUAACGCCGUUCCAUGGUGCUCCACCUGCCCAGUCAACGCCCUUGAGCCCACCCCCACUUACUCCUAAAGCUGCCAGGACCCUAAGCUCCCCGUCUUUGCAGACAGAUGGACUGGUGACUGCUCAGAGCCCACCCCCACCUCCCCCGAAGAGCAAGCCCUACGAGAGCAGCCAGAGGAACUCCACCGAGGUGGCUCCCCCACUGCCUGUGCGAAGAGAAGCCAAAGCCCCACCCCCACCUCCUCCAAAAGUUCGGAAAUCUGGCAUCCUUUCUUCUGAGCCUGGAUCCCAGUAA